AUGCUCCUGUUUCUUUUUCCCCAAUGUGUCUGCAGGGAAGCCCCCUACAGAGUGCCCACAGCCAGCAGGUCCAGCAGGUCCAACAGGUCCAGCAGGUCCAGCAGGUCCAGCAGGUUCAGCAGUGGCCACAGGUCCAGCAGGUCCACAGGUCCAGCAGUCCAACAGGUUCAGCAGUGGCCGCAUAGGUCAGGUCCAGCAGGUUCAGCAGUGGCCUCAGGUCCAGCAGGUCCAGCAGUCCAGCAGGUCCAGCAGUGGCCACAGGUCCAGCAGAACGGACUCGGACUGAUGCCGGCGUGCCAAAGCCAAACGUUCCCCCAUGCCGGUCCUGGAUCUCCGACGACCCCCGCUCAGCAAGGGGGCCUGGCAUGUGGUCAGGCAGCUUCUCAGAGCAGCUGCAUGUUCAACCAGCACUUUUCCUCCGGUCCAGCGGGGGGCGACGUUCUAGCUCUCUCAGGGUCUGUGGGCCUGAGGGGGGCAGACGAGACUCUGGAUCAGAGUCCUCCUCAAGGUUCCUGCUACUUCCAGUGGAGUCACAGCGAGCCGGUGGUGGGGACGUCGGCCAUAAUCCAGGAGAACGCCAACAUCAGCCCUCUGACGGCUCCGCCCACCAUGCCCUCCUCCGAGCACGCUCUGCAGCACUUCCUGGACUGCCACAGACCCACAGAGGUCAACAUGUUCCACUCAGGAUGAAAGUCUCUGCAGAGCGCUCGGACGUCCUCGGCCUCCUGCUGGAGACGAUGAACCUGUCGGAGGAGGAGAGACGAGCGAUGCGUCUCUGCAGGAUCAGAUCCAGGAGGAGACGGACUCAAACAACAGGACUAUAUCUGCCUGAACAGAGCCGCCCCUCAGACUCUCACUCUGUGUUUUAUAUCACCAUGUAUCAUGAACUCUGUCCAGUCUGUCAUGUUUAAAGCUUGCCUUUAUUUUUUACCUGAAGACGCUCUUUAAUGAUAAUGAAGUAUAACGCCACACGACCAUCGUCAGGACGACGACCAGCCAAACCAAAGAAACACAUUAAAGGGAAACCAGCCAGCGUCCUCACACAGAGAGCUGCAUCUACAGACGAGCCUACACCUUCCUCUUCAUCUCUCUAAACUCAUCAUCAUCAUCAUCAUCAUCCUCAUCCUCAGAGUGAAUCCCUGAGAGCACACACAGCUUUAUAUUCACAGAUACUCCCUUUGUUAGAGGACGUCAUUAACUCAGGUUAAACAUGUGGAUCAGUUUGAUUCCUGCAGAAAGUUUCCCUUAAAGCAUGUCAGAGAUAAUCCUCAUGAUGAGGACCUGAGAGGAAACAUGGUCCAGACGUCUCUCCCUCAUAGACAGUCUCAGACCUGCAUGUAUAUUAACCCUGCAGUCUCUCUAACAGCCAGCAGGGGGCACACUCACUGUUUAUAAAAACAAUGAUCUCAUGUAAAGUCAUGAGAUUGAAUCCCAAUGAAUCAGGACUUGAUUUAACAGGCUCUCUUUAGAGAAGAAUAAGGCCUCAGCUUCUUCACUUCUUCUUCUUCAACACAGCGUGAAGAGGAUAAAAUAAUUCAGCCCUCUCUGGAGAGGAGUAAUCAGGCAGUGUGUAUGCACUGCCUCCUCCUCAUCAUAGGAUCCCCUCUGGAUGUGAAACAGAGUGUUUAACUUUCCAAAGUCCAUCCUCAAACCGCUGGAGGACGUCAGGACGUGAGGACGUCAGGACGUGAGGACGUGAGGACGUCAGGACGUCAGGACGUCAGUCAGGACGU
Messenger RNA from Notolabrus celidotus (New Zealand spotty), 1733 nucleotides. RefSeq lists its product as uncharacterized. The record is from RefSeq and is a predicted model, not a curated record. NCBI's taxonomy places the organism in Eukaryota, Metazoa, Chordata, Actinopteri, Labriformes, Labridae.